Messenger RNA from Trichobilharzia regenti, 2829 nucleotides. NCBI's taxonomy places the organism in Eukaryota, Metazoa, Platyhelminthes, Trematoda, Strigeidida, Schistosomatidae. The record is from the annotation of a GenBank genome assembly.
AUGUCCAAGGAUUUCGUUAGAAUAUUUCCUGCAAAUAUCUGGCAACAGGGUCAGGCUGAAGAAGUGUCCAGAACUGCAAACAUAUGGAAAGAAGCUCGUAAGUGGUCGGAGAUCAGUAUGGAAGUAAAUUUAAGUCCAUCUCAUACCUGUAAACCGCCUGAACCACCUAUUCGAUCUUCCAGCACAUUACAUCGACAUUCCACAAAUGUAGCCCCAACGAAGCCACUACCUGAUCUACCGAAGAAAGCUGGAAGAAGUAGAAUUAGGUUGUUCAGGUUACCUAAACUGUCAAGUGAUCCAAAAAUUUCAUCUCCAUUGUGCGUUAGUCAUGAGUUACAUGUGGUCUAUGAUGAAAAUACGGGGGAAUUUCGUGGAAUGCCAGAAGAGUGGUUGGAAUGGCUACAUGCUGCCAAUAUAUCAUUUCAAGAACGUGAACAGAAUCCAGAGCUGGUGAUUGAAGUUUUACAGUGCUAUGAUACAGCUAAACAUCGUGCAAGGCGACAGAAAUUUAUAAUGACAGAAGAUUCCAGUUGGGAAAACUUCAGUAACAUAGCUUCAUGUGUGUGUCAUGAGUUUAUGGAUCAUGAAGUAUCAGCUGCUAACAAUACAUGCAGGAAAUUUCAACAAAAUUCAGUUGGUUCACAGUCUUCAGCAGCUUCACAUUCUGUUUCUGGUGGUUCUCCAUGUUCAAAUAUUUCUAGGUUUUCUCAUUCUUGCCGAUUUUCUUAUAAUUCACCAACAAACGUACCACCACCUGUUCCACCCCACUAUACAGUCAGUCGUGAUGUGAACUCAAAAAAUGCUAAUGAUGAUGACGAAAUGCUGUCAAAUGAAAGAAUCAAGUCGGACUCACAGUUAGAACAGAAAUUUUUGUCUGGAAACGAUAUUUGUUUUGUAGACGCUAAUCUAGAUUCUGAGCAUGAAUCAAACCAAUUUCACAUUUCAAACGUUCAUCAUCAUUUUAAGGCAUCUAAUGAAUACACUGACUGUGAAUCGAUUCGUAGUUAUUCUAAUAUAUUUUACAGUUCACUGCCUUUAGAUGAAAUGGAUGUUUCUCAAGAAUUAACUACAAAGGAUCUACCCUUUCUAAAUGUUAACCUUGCUAACAAAGAAGUUGAAGGACAAGACACACGUCGAAGUGAACUGCCUAAAGAUGAAACAGAGUGUGAUAUACAUCAGUGCAAUCUUGAUAAAGAAAACAAUUUCAUUAUUGAAGCAGAACCUUAUGGAGUUGAAGAAAUAGAAGUAUAUGAAUCAGAAAAGUUAUCUGAUAUUAUUGCUAAGGACAAAUGUAAUCAACCUGCUGUAGAAAGUGACGUCAGUUAUCAAGGUCGUCUGUCGCUGAUAAGUUCUACUAAUUGGCAAAUAUUUUCUUGUAUCAGUGAAGCAGCCUUUACAUCAAAUACAGCAGAAUCUUCAACGCCUGAUUUACAGAUAUGCUUAGCCCAACCAGAAACGGACGAAGAUGUCUGUCUAACUGCAUCUAUAAAAGCCCAGCCCAACAACUCAAGUGUAUCAGAACCAACAGAAACAUCUUUAGUUAUUGAAGACUGUGCAAACAUUUCAGAAUCUACUUCUUCAACUGAAUUGAAAAGUGUAUCUAGCAAUUUGAUAAAAGAUGAAGAAGGAUCCACAUCUGCAUUGAUCAAAUCUGAUUUGACCAGUCAACAGAGAGGUCGUACUGCAACUAGAUGCAAUGGUACACAAAACAGGAUAAAAAGAUCUGCAGCUCAUUCUGGUAGGCAAUCAGUAGAGAGUGUAAAAAAUUCUUCUAAACUUUUGGCCAUCAGUGAAAAUCCUAAUACUUCAACAAGCCCUUUCGGGGAAUGCUUUACAGAUAGUGGAAGCGGCUCACAAAGUCAUAACGCUCAGGUGUGUUUGGUUUCUCGACAUUCUCCACGUUGUCGUAACAAAAUGCGUAUGCGCGAUGAACAAAUUAUUGCCCGGUUAAGGACGAUUGUUAGUCAAGGAAAACCAUCAGAAAAGUACGAAACUCUUGGGCGUAUCGGUCAUGGAGCAUCUGGUGUUGUUUAUAUUGGUCGUGAGCUUGAAUCAGGUUGUCGUGUGGCCAUUAAACAAAUGAGUUUGCGACAACAACCAAAAAAAGAGUUAAUCCUAAAUGAAAUUUUAGUUAUGCGAACUUAUCGAAAUCCAAAUGUUGUAAAUUAUUUGGAUAGUUACUUGUUAGGAGAUGAGCUGUGGGUUGUAAUGGAAUAUUUAGAUGGCGGUUCACUGACAGACGUCAUUACAGAAACGUGUAUGAAUGAAUCACAAAUUGCUACAGUUUGUCGUGAGACCUUACAAGCAUUAGAAUUUCUACACAGCAAGCAUGUUAUACAUCGUGAUAUAAAGUCAGAUAAUAUCCUUCUUGGUUUAGAUGGUUCAGUAAAACUAACAGAUUUUGGCUUUUGUGCACAAUUAUCCGCUAAAAAUAAUGAUUUAAAAAGAACUACAAUGGUCGGUACACCUUACUGGAUGGCUCCUGAAGUUGUCAGUAGAAAACAGUAUGGUCAGAAGAUUGAUAUCUGGUCAUUAGGUAUAAUGACCUUGGAAAUGUUAGAAGGUGAACCUCCAUACUUAAGUGAAAAUCCUUUAAAAGCAUUAUAUUUAAUAGCAACAAAUGGUAAACCCAACUUUCGUAAAGAUAAUCUUAGUCCGGAAUUAUUAAAUUUUCUCGACAGAUGUUUGGAAGUGGAUGCUCAACUACGUGCUAGUGCCUCUGAACUAAUUGAACAUCCAUUUAUACAGCUGAAUAGUCGCCCAGUGAUUACUUUGAUUCCAUUAAUCCUACUAGCAAGAGAACAGGCUCGUUCGGUUACAUUGUCUUGA